UGCCAUUUACAAAAGCAAAAAGGCAUCCACCACGGGACCAGCUGUCCAGCAAUCAGCAGCCGCGUCCGACGUCACCGUCUCGAUUCUCGAUCGAUCCGGCAGGAAGUGUGGCUUAGCAGAGCAAACGAGGCGCCUGGAUGAGGGUGUGGGAGGAUGAAAGAUGACGGCAAGCACCGCCGAGAUGACGUAGUAUCCGAGAUAGAUUAGGUACCGGCACUCUAGGCGUCGACAGUCGUGUAUAAAACUCUCUCCUCCUGCGCCACAGUUUCCCAAGCAUCAACACCAAGACACAACCAAACCAUAGAAAUCACAUCUGCUGCCGAAUACCCUCUUGAACAACCAACCAAGCCAGCCACCCCCUCCCACAGACCAGCACCCACCAAAUACACACACCCAACAAUGUCCGGCUUCGACAAGAAGAGCUCCGACUCGGGCGUCACGGGCGGCGCCAUGUUCCUGACCUCGACCCUCGGCAACACCGUGUCGGGCCUGACCAACACGGUCGGCGGCGUCGUCGGCGCCGCCGGCCGCGGGCUCGGCGAGACGGUCACGGGCGUCACGGGGGGCGUCGGCCGCCCUGUCGGCGACGGCGUCGCCAACCUGACGGGCGGCGUCGAGGGCGGCCUCGGCUCCGUCGCCAAGGGCGCCAGGGACGCUGGCCAGUGGAAGUCCUCUUAGGUGUCUAGCGCUUAAAGAGGAGCGAGCGGGUGAUAGGGAAGGAGUUUGGGGAAAGAACAUUGCCUUUUUUCUUUUACGGGCAGGAGUUUAAUGCUCGACGGGUUUGCAUUAUGCUAUUACAAUGGCGGCACAGCGUUCGCCGUACGGAAUUAUAAAAUUUGGGAGGAGCACGACCACAAAACAGCACGAGAGAGCAAAUCUUAGAGUGACAAACAAUUACCGUCAUCGUCGGCGAUACGUUCCCUUGAGCAGCACGCCCACCACAAAAAAAAAGCUAGUUCAUUGGAGGAAUAGGAAUGGAAAUACGCAUCAAAACAGGAAUAAAAAUAGGAAUAAACAUAGGAAUGAUAAUAAGAAUAACAAUGGGAAAAAGAAUACGAAUAG
Molecule: messenger RNA, 1062 nt
Organism: Gaeumannomyces tritici R3-111a-1
Lineage: Eukaryota; Fungi; Ascomycota; Sordariomycetes; Magnaporthales; Magnaporthaceae
Exons: 1
Coding region: 400-678 (92 amino acids)
Source: RefSeq, a predicted model, not a curated record